This is a messenger RNA of Vicia villosa (hairy vetch), 3897 nucleotides long. RefSeq names its product pentatricopeptide repeat-containing protein At1g71210, mitochondrial. The record is from RefSeq and is a predicted model, not a curated record. The transcript has 2 exons. Gene Ontology annotation, molecular function: protein binding. The coding region runs from base 191 to 2830 and encodes 879 amino acids. Lineage: Eukaryota; Viridiplantae; Streptophyta; Magnoliopsida; Fabales; Fabaceae.
CCUAAUUUCCAAAACCAGACCCUUCCGAAACACUUCCAAGAGUUUUUAGUACUUUAAUAUUUUUUGAGUUCGAAACAUGGUUUGAAAUUGAAUUAACCAUGUCAAUGAAGAGUAACAAAAACAACAGAAGCAAUUUCACAAACACUUGGUAGACACAAAAAAUCAACGUUUGUUUUUGUUCCUCUUCAGCAUGCUACCAUUGAAGCAUGUAGUAACCAAACACAAACACAAAUUCAAACUCAAAUCCGUCGUUUCAUCUUCCACUUCACUUCUCAAUCAAAUCGAUAACAUUCACUAUGCAUCAUAUACAUCACUUUCUUCAUCACCAGCACCUUCGUUUUCCGUCACCCAAAACGACGUCGCUUCCACCUUCAAAACGUGGUUCCAAAUCCACCACCGUUCCAAAGACCCACUCCUCACUCGAAUCUACCAGAUUCUCUCCUCCGGCGACGAUUUCUCGCCUUCUCUUUCCGCCCUUUCGCUUCCCCUCACCGAAGCCUUUGUUGUCAGUGUCCUCCGUCACGGUGGGGAUAACAAUGACAUUCUCUCUUGUCUCAAGUUCUUCGAUUGGGCUGGGCGGCAGCCGCGUUUUAACCAUACAAGAGCUACUUUUGUGGCGAUUUUCCGUAUCCUGACCCGGGCUAGCCAUGUGCCUUUGGUUCUUGAGUUCCUUCAGACGUUCCGGAGGCGGGUUUUCGCGCAUCGGGUUCGUUUUAAUGAUACACUUGUGAUUGGUUAUUCGAUUGCUGGGAAGCCUGAGGUUGCACUCCAUGUGUUUGGUAAAAUGCGUUUUCAGGGACUUGACUUGGAUGGGUUUUCUUAUCAUAUUCUGCUCAAUGCUCUUGCUGAGGAGGAUUAUUUUAAUGCUUUUAGUAUCGUUCUUAGUCAGAUUCGGAUGAAGGGCUAUGCGACUAGUGUCACUGAUGCGAUUGUUGUUAAGUGUUUGUGUAAGCAGGGGAAGUUGGAUGAGGCGGAAGAUUAUCUUAAUUCUUUGUUGGGGAGUGGGAAAGAGUUGCAUGGUUCUGAGGUGAGUUUUCUUGUUGGUUCGUUGUGUGAGAAUAAUAGGUUUGACCAUGCUGUUGAGUUGGUCAAGGAGUUUGGGGACUUGGGGUUGGCACGUUUGGAACAAGCUUAUGGGGUUUGUGUGAAGGGUCUUGUGAAGGGUGGUAGGUUGGAUAAGGCUUUGGAGUUUUUUAGGCAGAAGAGAGAUUCUGAAGGGUAUGUUCCUGGUUCUCAUAGGUAUAACAUGUUGAUUUGUAGGCUUUUGAGGGAGAGCCGGCUUCAUGAUGUCUAUGGCUUGUUGAUGGAUAUGAAUGAGUCUUGUAUUCCGCCUGAUUUGGUUACCAUGAAUGCUGUCUUGUGCUUCUUUUGCAAAGCUGGGAUGGUGAAUGUCGCGCUCCAAUUGUACAAUUCCAGGUCACAGUUUGGACUGAAUCCGAAUCAAAUGGCGUACAAAUAUUUGAUACUUACUCUGUGUUGGGAUGGGAGUGUUAAAGAGGCGUACAGCGUGCUCAAAAGUUCUCUCAGUAAUGGGUUUUUUCCUGAUAGACGAGCCUUUACCACGAUUGUCCAUGCUUUGUGUAGAGAGUGCAAGGUUGAUGAGGUGAAGGAGCUGAUCCAUCUUGCCUUGGAGCGGGAAUUCACGCCAAGCGCUGUCACAUAUGACAAGUUUAUAUCGGCUUUGUGCCAAGCUGGAAGAGUGGAAGAUGGUUAUUUGGUGCACGGGGAGCUUAACAAUGCCACUGCUAGAUUCUCCUACUCGAAGAUGAUUAGGAGUUUUAUUAAGUCAAAUAGGGGAGACAUUGGUGCUCGCCUUCUUGUUGAAAUGAAAGAGAAGGAUUUUGUACUAACACGGACCUCAUGCAGAGCUGUUAUUUGCAGUUUACUUGAUAUGGAUAAUCCAGUAUCACGUGUUUUCAAUUUAUUAGACAUGCUGACUCAUGGUAAACCUGAUGUUCGGAUUUUCAACUUUUUCAUCGACGGAGCCGGGCAUGCCAAUAAGACAGAGUUGGCCAGGAAUGUAUAUGAGUUGAUGAUAAGGAAUAACAUUGUGCCGAAUAUCGUUUCUCAAAUUCUUGUGUUGAAUAGUUAUUUGAAAAGUGGAAUGAUUUUUGAUGCUUUGAAUUUCUUUAAUAGUCUCCGGCGCCAGUGUAUGGUCAAUCGAAAAUUAUAUAAUUCCAUGAUUAUUGGUCUCUGCAAGGCCAACAAGGCUGACAUUGCACAUGAUAUCUUGUUUGAAAUGUUAAACUCUCAAUUAAAUCCAAGCAUUGAAUCCUAUGAGUGUCUUGUGCAAGCGCUCUGCUCAUUGAAAAGAUAUCAUGAAGCAAUAAAUCUCGUUCAAGUGUAUAUGAAAAUGGGACGUCGAUUAACUUCUUUUCUUGGCAACGUACUUCUUUUUCACUCUUUGAUAUCACCGGAUGUCUAUGAUACAUGUGUUCAUUUAAGAUGUGCAGAAAGUUCUCCUAUUUCUACACUGAACUUUGUCAUUGGUGCAUUUUCUGGUUGUUUAAGAGUAAACCAUUCUAUUGAGGAGUUGGAGGAAUUAAUAGCGAUGUGCUUUCCGCUUGACAUUUACACCUACAAUCUGCUGCUGAGAAGAGUAACCAAUUAUGAUAUGGACCAAGCUUGUGAGUUGUUUAAUAGGAUACGUCACAGAGGUUAUGAGCCUAAUGGUUGGACUUAUGAUAUUAUGGUGCAUGGUUUCUCAAAUCAUGGGAGAAAUGACGAGGCUAAGCACUGGAUCGAAAAAAUGCACAAAAUGGGAUUUUAUCCAACAGAGAAUACUAGAAGAAAUGUAAUAAAAAAUAUUUUUUCCAACGAAGAGUACUAGCAUAUUCUUUUAAGGAGAAUGGAUUGAUGUGUUAAAGAUGCAGAAGGGUUCAUACAAUUUUGUCUUAUCAACUGCAGAUGGCGGACCAUGGCAGAAAGGCAAAAAAAACUUCGCCAAUUUAGACUGCCAUAAAAUGCUGUGGUCGCCGUAGCCUAUAUUUGACAACUCAGCUCCAUCUUCUCUCUUUGUAAUCAUCUGCCAUGAUCGAAUAUCCCAUGUUUGAUGAACUUAACCUCAGCAAGUUGAGAAAUAUGGGCUUCUCAUUUCAUAAAGGGUUGGGAGUUUCAUGCCAGUCCCGAGUUUGCCCCAUUGGCAUCUGUCAUUGCAACAAAAAUAUUAUAGUUAACUGAUUUAUAAGGGUCUUACUUCAUACAUCAACCUUGCAUUUUGCCUCUGAACUACGUUCCUUCAUCCUUCUCAAAAGCAUAACAGAUAAUGCUUUGUUAUCAUUCGGCAAUAGUUAUUUUUUGUACUUGUUAGAAGAUAUGAAAAUAUCUUGUAAUACCUUGAUAUUAUUAUCUUGAGUGAUUUUAGAAUAUCUCAUAGGAUUAGUUUUUUUUUUGUAUUAGAGUAUCUUAGGCUACCACAUAACAUAACAUAAAAUUAACUUUCAUAUGACUUUGUUAUUAUCAUUAUUCGUCUUCCUAUUUAAUUUGCUUAGGAUUUGGAGUCUUGUAUUUUAAUGUAAAUAAGAUUUUUAGUCUAGUCUUUAUAUAAAUCAUAGUCAUCAAUCAUAUCUAAAUCAGACUAUAAUAACAAUUCAAAGUCUUUAUUAUUUCUCACUCUCUUUCUUAAAACCCUAUAAACUUCAACUGUGCCGACUUUUGUUCCUGUCUGCAAAAUAAUCAUUUGGUGUUUUAUCCUUUGGUUUCUUCAAUGGUAGUGUGAUUGAUUCCUUCCUUGUUUAGAACUUGCACCAAAAUUGUUAUUUUGUAUUUCUUCUUAUUGACAUUUGAUGAUUUGAUCAAUCUUAACCUCAGUCUCAUUGAUCUCUGGAUUUUUAUAUUGCAUACAUACAACACAAUAGUAUUCGUGUUCCCUCUAAUCACUUGGUGUUUUUCUGACAC